This is a messenger RNA of Varanus komodoensis (Komodo dragon), 3451 nucleotides long. RefSeq names its product taste receptor type 2 member 41-like. Lineage: Eukaryota; Metazoa; Chordata; Lepidosauria; Squamata; Varanidae. Gene Ontology annotation, molecular function: peptide binding; pheromone receptor activity. Gene Ontology annotation, biological process: G protein-coupled receptor signaling pathway. The transcript has a single exon. The record is from RefSeq and is a predicted model, not a curated record. Gene Ontology annotation, cellular component: membrane. The coding region runs from base 1038 to 2012 and encodes 324 amino acids.
AUUCAAUUGUAUUUAGCAUUUAAAAUGUUGCUUAAAUAAAAAGGUCUUAGCCUGGCGCCGAAAAACAAAUAACGACGGCGCCAGGCGGACCUCUCUGGGGAGCGCAUUCCAUUCAUGUUCACUUUAUCUGUUUUCUGAUUCCGUAUAAGAAUUAGCAUUCAGAUUAUCAAUGAAGUUGAACAGUGUUCAUGGAGUGCAAAUUUGGUUGCUUAUCCAGACAAUACAGUUAUCUCAUAUCUUUUUGAUAAUUUGUUUAAAAAGGAAAAUGAAGAGGAAGAAGACAAAGCCCAUACCACAUUGACAUUGUCCAUCACUACUGGCCUAAACCCAUACUCAGUUUUGACUGUGGUGCAGUUGUGUUUCAAAAGAGGCAGAUAAAAUAGUGAAUUUUUAAUAUCUGUAAUAGGUAGACUAUGAUUUUGUAAGUUGGUUCCAUUUUAAAGAAUUUAUAUAUAUAAUUUAUUUUUAGUAAUUAAAUGUUAUUUAGAUAGGAUUUUUAGUCAGCAUAGAGUGAAAAUAUAAUUUCUGUAAUUGCUUGUCUAAUCUUUAUUUUUUUUAACUCAUCUAAUGUGAGCUACAUUUCAGAAUAGCCAAUGAAAAUGCUAUUUUUAAAUUAAAUCUCUAUAAAUAUUACUGUUGAGAUACAGACAUCAAAACUCUGUUGUUCAGUGAAGAGCUCUGCAUCUGAGAUGCUUUUAGGCCAACAGGUUUCCAGGUUGUUGCUACAAGUUGGUACCCUUUCAUUACAGAAUUCCCUUGUGAUUGUUCAUAAUGACAGCUUCUCAAGAGAUGAUGAAAAAUCAUUGGCUUAAACAACAUUAGCUUGGUUUUGUUUUUCAGUUUUGCAUUCUGUGAAGAGACCGAUUAUUGUUUGUAUCUUUCUUCAACAUGACACAUAAUAUGAAAAUUCAUUUUAUGAGAAUGAAAUGCCUAUGAAUUUGGCAAGAAUUUUUACUAGGCCUUUUAAAGUGCAAGGAUUCUAAAGAAUUGAAUAGAUCUGGAGAAGGAAAACAGCUAAAGAACAUUCGCUGAAGAACAUGGACCUCAAUCAUGGGGCACUGGAAAUAUUUGCCUGUGUCGUAAUGAUCUCCAGUAGUGUCGUUGGAAAUACCUUAUUGAUUUUCUGCACGUGGAGAUGCAUCAAUGAACAUUUGAGAACCUCAUUCACACUUAUUUUCAGUCUUGCAUUUGUCCAUCUUGUAAACAACUUGGUGGUGAACAUCUUGAAGACUGUUUAUGCGUUUGGUGUUUGGUUGGAGCCAGUGGGCUGCAAAGUUAUCGUGUUCACAACAACUUGUACUACUACUCUUGCCAUAUGGUUCACAUUAUAUCUUGCGUUACUCUACUGUUUGAAAUUGUGUCGAGUGGUACACCCUCCAGCUGAAGCGGCAAGCAGAAACCUUCGGAAAUAUCACUUGUCACUACUUUUUGCUCUCUGGUUUGCUGGUAUUGCAAUUUGCUCCCCACUUCUACUAUAUGUACAAAAGACUGGACAGCUGAAUUUGAAAAAUGAAACCUACCAGGAAUUUAGCAGUUUAAUUUAUGCUGAAUGCAAGACUGAAUACAAAAAUGACAAGAUAGAGAUUUUUUAUGGAAAAAUAUUUCUAGUAGCUGUCGAUGUUCUCCCACUGCUAAUUAUGCUCCUAGUUGGUUUCCGAAUAGCACACCUUGUCUGGCAACAUAAGAAGACAACAUAUGGUGGCAUAUGGAUUGGGAAUGAUGCUACUGAAACUGAAGUCCUCAGAGCAUGUAAAUAUAUUCUGUUGUUAAUACUGCUUAUUACUUCUCUCUGGAUUUCUUACUUUACUCUAAUGUACUGCCUGAAGAAUUUCAAAUAUUACUACUUUGCACCAUCAGUCCUGACAGUUCUGUCUUCAGGAUACUCAGCUGUGAGCCCUUAUCUUCUUAUGUUGAUUAACUACAAAGUACAAAUGAGGUGUUUCUGUUGUAAGGAUGAGAAGAUACCAGUUUCCUUAUCAGCUAGUUCGCCUUUUGUUUCUCCAUAUGCUUAGCCAGCAGAAUUCUUCUCUGAAACAUUAUCUGUUGGGUGCACCGAAAAGACAGUGUUGGCACUGGAGCUAUGUGUGUUUCUACAUCUACACUGAAAGCUCUUCCCCACACCACUCCAUCAUUUGUCAAGAGCAAGGUGUAUAGAUUCUGCCUGUGCAAACCAGGGACUGAACCUGGUGUUCCUUACAGCAGCUAUCAUUAUUCUCAUUCAGAGCCAUUAUUCUCUUGGGGGUCUCUUAGAAAGGACACCUGCAGUGCCCUACCCCUCUGUGAAUCUGUCCCUUCUCUCCCAUAGUCAGCAGAUGCUGCUGUUCCUCUUCCUCUUGCUCACAACUGGAACUCUUGCUUGCUUGACAUGCAGAAAGUCAGUUGGCAGCAGCAGCUACUGUUCCUCCUCCUUACCAACAGCACUGUCUGGAUCAGAGCAGGAGACAGGUGAACAAAUGGCUUGUGGUUGUGAAUGGGUGGAACAAGUCCAGGGAGAUCAUGUCAGUGAUCUACCAUGGGAAGGGGAGCCCUUGGCUGGUGCCCCAGCCAUGCCUACCUCUGACAGUAGCCCUGUUCUCAUUUACUUUAGUGACCAAAGUACAGCAAGCCUCAUGGUUGUACUGCCUGCCUUGGUCACAUAAGCAGGAAGCAGGGAAAGUGUAGAUGUCCUCCACAUACAGCCUGAAAUGGUAAAGGGUAUUGAUUUAUGGGCAGGAGAUCCAGGCACCAUUUUCAGUCCUCCAGCUCCCUCAUCCAUUGACACAAAGUGUCAGGAAACUCCAAAAUGGAUUGAAUGUAUAAUUUGCAAGGUGUGAAAUUCCACUGCAGAGUGCAAAAACAAGACACCUAUGUAAAUUAGAUUCCUUCUUCCUUGGAAAUAUUCCUAUCUGUUUGGUGACAGAAACCUAGAAGCAGACUCUUCCAACUGGCAUGGAGUCUGGUGCCAUUGAGAAUCUGCACUAUCUGGUCUCUUCAAAAGUGAGCAGGACCAUGUUCAUGAUUCAAAGCAGAGCAAAAUAUUACAAUAUGUGCUGAAACAUCCAAGACCCAGAUUUCAAACCAAAUCAUGACUUCUAUGUAAGGACACUUGAUAUCUGUUCCAUUCUACUUUAGAAUGUAAUUAAUGUGACUUUUUCCAAAGUCUUAAAUAAAUACCCAUAUACUUUAUGCUGUAAUUUGCUAUGCUAGGAAAAUAAUAAAAUAUUCCAUAUUGCAUUGAUUUUGUUUGCUUGUUUGUUUUUAAAAAAAUGGAAAUACAUUUCCUUGCAAAUAUCAAUAAAAUAAACUGAGUGCAUAACUAACUAAUAAAGCAAUAAAGAGUUGCCAUGUGCUUUUCAGAUGAGUUCUGCAUCCUGUGAACUAUCAGAGCAGUGAUGGUGAACCUUUCAGAGACCAGAUGCCAAAACUGCAACCCAAAACCCACUUAUUUAUUGCAAAGUGCCAACACUUCAAU